Molecule: messenger RNA, 3564 nt
Organism: Urocitellus parryii (Arctic ground squirrel)
Lineage: Eukaryota; Metazoa; Chordata; Mammalia; Rodentia; Sciuridae
Gene: Retsat
Product: retinol saturase
Biological process (GO): retinol metabolic process
Cellular component (GO): endoplasmic reticulum membrane
Molecular function (GO): all-trans-retinol 13,14-reductase activity
Source: RefSeq, a predicted model, not a curated record
UGGCCAGAGCCGCCUCAGUCCCGGGACCCGAGGGCGGCGCGACCGGCCCUAAAAGCUGUGCGCUUCGUUUCCGCCCAGACUUCUGUGAGCCGUCGGGAUGUGGCUCUCCCUGGUGCUGCUGUUGGUGCUGCUGCUGCUCGCGGGCGUCCGCCGUGUCUACUUGGGGCUGUUCGCCGGGCGCUCCCCGAACCCCUUCUCGCAGGACGUCAAGCRGCCGCCCGCGCCCCUGGUGACCGACAAGGAGGCCAGGAAAAGGGUUCUUAAGCAAGUUUUCUCAGCAAGUCAAGUGCCAGAGAACCUGGAUGUGGUGGUGAUUGGCAGUGGCAUUGGGGGCCUGGCUGCAGCUGCGAUUCUGGCGAAAGCUGGCAAGCGAGUCCUGGUCUUGGAGCAGCACACCAAGGCAGGGGGCUGUUGUCAUACCUUUGGCAAAAAUGGCCUUGAGUUUGACACAGGGAUCCAUUAUAUUGGGCACAUGGAGGAGGGCACCUUUGGCCGCUUUAUCUUGGACCAGAUUACUGAAGGGCAGCUGGACUGGGCUUCUCUGUCCUCRCCUUUUGACACAGUGGUACUAGACAGGCCCAGUGGCCGAAAGGAGUUCCCCAUGUACAGCGGGAAGAAAGCAUACAUUGAAGGCCUCAAGGAGAAGUUUCCCCAGGAAAAAGAUGUCAUCGACAAGUACAUAAAGCUGGUGAAGGUGGUAGCCGAUGGAGCCAUUCACGCCAUCUUGCUGAAGUUCCUCCCAUUGCACGUGGCCCAGCUCCUCAGCAAGUGUGGGCUGCUGACUCGGUUCUCUCCAUUCCUGCAUUCGUCCACCCAGAGCCUGGCUGAGGUCCUGCAGCAGCUGGGGGCCUCCCCUGAGCUCCAGGCCGUGCUCAGCUACAUUUUCCCCACCUAUGGUGUGACCCCCAGCCGUACCACCUUUUCCAUGCAUGCUCUGCUGGUCAACCACUACCUACAGGGGGCCUUUUAUCCCCGAGGGGGUUCCAGUGAAAUCGCCUUUCAUAUCAUCCCUGUGAUUAAGCAAGCCGGGGGCGCUGUCCUCACAAAGGCCACUGUGCAGACUGUGUUGUUGGACUCAGCUGGGAAAGCCUGUGGUGUCCGUGUGAAGAAGGGACAAGAGCUGGUGGACAUCUACUGCCCCACUGUGGUCUCCAACGCAGGCCUGUUCAACACCUAUGAGCACCUACUGCCGGAGAGUGCCCGCUGUCUGUCAGGUGUGCAGCAACAGCUUCAGAUGGUGCGGCCAGGCCUGAGCAUGUUCUCUGUCUUCAUCUGCCUGCGCGGGACCAAGGAGGAGUUGGGUCUGCAGUCCACCAACUACUAUGUUUAUUUCGACAUCAACAUGGAUAAGGCGAUGGAGCGCUACAUCUCCAUGCCCAGGGAGAAGGCUGUGGAACACAUACCCCUCUACUUUGUUGCUUCCCCUUCAAGCAAGGACCCGACCUGGCCCGGCCGCUUCCCAGACCGGUCCACGCUGACUGUGCUGAUACCCACCGCCUACGAGUGGUUUGAGGAGUGGCAGGAGGAGCCGCAAGGGAAGCGGAGCCACGACUAUGAGACCCUCAAAAGCUCCUUUGUUGAAGCCUCCAUAUCCRUGAUCCUUAGACUGUUCCCACAGCUGGAGGGGAAGGUGGAGAGUGCCACGGGAGGGUCCCCACUGACCAAUCAGUUCUUCCUGGCUGCUACCCGAGGGGCMACCUACGGGGCCGACCAUGACCUGGACCGCCUGCACCCUUACGUGAUGGCUUCCAUCAGGGCCCAGAGCCCCAUCCCCAACCUCUACCUGACAGGCCAGGACAUCUUCACCUGUGGGUUGAUGGGGGCCCUGCAAGGGGCACUGCUGUGCAGCAGUGCCAUCCUGAAGCGGAACCUAUACUCAGACCUCAAGGAUCUCGGCUCAAGAGUGCGGGCCCAGAAGAAGAUGAUGUAGUUCCUUAGGGACAAUGAGUGGCCCYUGCACCUGCCCUGACCCACCUGUAAUGCCUUUACUGCACUGUUAAUUCUUUGCACACAGAAAGCACUAAUUGCACUGAUUUCUGAACACACUUCUCCAGUGGAGCUCUUCCUUAYCUCUGAGGACAUAUCUUUCCUCCUCAAGUGGCCAGGCUGCUGAUGUGGACAGUYUGAGGCUCAGAUAGGUGGUGCUGUGGUAGAAAGUCGGUCGGGACUAGGAUGUGAGCAAAGCCCAGGGAUGACACCURUAGUUUGCUGGUACAUAUCCAAGUUGUUCAUCCCCCAUGCCCCCCCUUUUGAUUUGGGGUAUCUGUACACAAUGAGAUGCYUUAGGGAUGGGACCUAGUUCUAAACAAUUAAUUUUGCAGUGCUGRUGAUGGAACUCAGGGCCUUGUGUAUGCCAGGCAAAUGCUCUGCCACUGAGCUGYACCCCAGGUCAAAAAUUGCAUUCAUGUUUCAUAUAUACCUUAUAUACAAACCAAGAGUAAUUUUAUGAUACUUGGAACAAUUUUUUUUUUGCAUUUUGACUUCUUGUCACAUGAGGUCACAAUGGCACUCAGAAAACUUUGUAAAAUCCAAGRAUUCUUGAUGUCAGUAAGGGAUGCUCAGCCAAAGAUUAAGAAAGAUACCAUUUUCCCUUAUUACCCGAAUCACCAAGUGUCUUAUUUUAGUACACUUUAAUACAGAAUUAAUAAAUGUAAUGGUUUCAUUGCUUUAUCUGAAAUUUAUUUUGGUUUCCAUUYAGUGACAAAACCACAUUGAGAUGGCAUUUACAGAAGCUCAUUAAAACAUGUACUGAAAAAUAUCAUUACACCAAAUAAGCUUUAAAAAAAUAAAAUUAUGUAAUUAAGUUACAAAGAACUGAAAAUAUAAAACAGUGCUAAACCAUGACAACCUAUUCAUUGGGCAAACAAAGGGAAACAAUUUCAAUAGUUGAUCAUGUACUUAUCCCACUAGUUUAUGAAUUAAAUGAACACCUAUCAGAGUGUGAGGGCCUGGCUCUGUGGGCAGCUUGAAAUACUGUGCAGCUCAGUUCCAAGCCCAUUACAGAGGGGUUUCCAAGUUGGAAUACUUAGAAUCCACAUCUGACUUGGGGAACUGCGGAGGUGAGUCACUCUUGGCUAAGUGAAGCCUCAACGUCUCUUUCCAACAWUCCUGCUUAAGCAAGGCAAUGCCAAGUGCAGGCUUCCUGGCAAGGGCUUUCAGAACGGGUAAGCACAGGGCUGGUGUGUGCACGCCCGUGUGCCCAACUGGUGCAUAAUGUGAUGGGAACAGGGACUAGAGAAGAACAUGAGCAUCACCACUGGGAAUUUUGGAGGCAGAGUUCUAUCAUCAAAUGUUGAAAAGACAGGGAAAAACAUGUCAGUAUGUGCAGCUAAGUGUCAGGUCUUUCUGAGUUGCCUCAGCCUUUCCAGAGAGCUGGGUCUUYAAUGCCUGAGGACUCUAGACAGUCCAGUCCCUAAUGUAUAGCCCCUUCCUCCUAACAGCAAAGGAAGCCCACGGCCAUCUCCACAGGGGGCCUCUUGUGGCUCCACCCCAGCCCCUGGCUUGAGACCCCUCAAUAGGUCAUCCCCAUCCACACCAGCUUGGGAAAACAUGCUUCCAAUAUAU